AUGCCUGCGCCGACCGCUUUGAAGAACGCAGAGGAUGCCCCGCCCGCUGUGGACGUUCCGCUCCCAGUUGAAGAGAACGACGAGGAGUUCCUUUUAGAUGCGCCUGACGCCCUUCCUACCGAUGCGAAUGUUCUUGUGCCUGUGGAGGAGAGCAAUGAGAAUGGAAUGGCUAUCGAUGAGGAAGGACGGCCUCGAUUUGCGCCCGCCAGAGAUAUUGACCCAGUCACCCGGGUGGAAACUCGCAAGAUCCCUAUUCCUCCUCACCGAAUGACGCCUUUAAAACAAUCAUGGACUUCUAUCUACCCUCCUCUGGUCGAGCACCUCAAGCUACAAUGUCGAAUGAACAUCAAGCGAAAGACAGUCGAGUUGCGAUCAUCGAAGCAUACCACUGAUACUGGGGCACUGCAAAAAGGAGAAGAUUUCGUCAAGGCGUUCACUCUCGGGUUUGACGUGGACGAUGCCAUCGCGCUGCUGCGACUCGACGACCUCUACAUCCAAACUUUCGAGAUUAAGGAUGUGCGAACAAUGCACGGUGACAGCCAGGCCCGUGCCAUUGGACGAAUUGCUGGAAAGGAUGGAAAGACCAAGUUUGCUAUAGAGAACGCCAGUAGAACCCGAAUUGUGCUUGCUGAUUCAAAGAUUCACAUCCUGGGUGGGUUCAAGAACAUCCACCUUGCUCGGGAGUCAGUUGUGAGCCUGAUUCUCGGCAAGCCGCCUGGCAAGGUAUACGGCAACCUCCGAACGGUUGCGGCACGAAUGAAGGAGCGCUUCUAA
Fusarium tjaetaba is the source of this 774-nucleotide messenger RNA. Its product is annotated as pre-rrna-processing pno1. Gene Ontology annotation, molecular function: RNA binding. The coding region runs from base 1 to 774 and encodes 257 amino acids. Lineage: Eukaryota; Fungi; Ascomycota; Sordariomycetes; Hypocreales; Nectriaceae. Gene Ontology annotation, cellular component: nucleolus. The transcript has 3 exons. The record is from RefSeq and is a predicted model, not a curated record.